Messenger RNA from Panonychus citri (citrus red mite), 6880 nucleotides. RefSeq names its product myosin heavy chain, muscle-like. Gene Ontology annotation, cellular component: myosin complex. The record is from RefSeq and is a predicted model, not a curated record. NCBI's taxonomy places the organism in Eukaryota, Metazoa, Arthropoda, Arachnida, Trombidiformes, Tetranychidae. Gene Ontology annotation, molecular function: cytoskeletal motor activity; actin filament binding; ATP binding.
AAAAAAGGAAACAGAAAACUUUUCUUUCCAUCAGUUUAACUUCUGUUGUUGUUGUUGUUACUUGUGACAAUUUUUGGAUAAACAAAAGGAGAGAAAACAUCCAAACGGAUUAACAAUUAUUACCUGUUGAUUAUCUUAAGUGGUGAUCAUCGAAAACGUUCAACGUUCCUUAAACUAUAAAACUGUGUGUUUGUUGGUGAAAAGCAACAAAAAGUUUAUCAAAUUUUAACUAAACAAUAUUCUAACUAAUCAUCAUGGCCGAAGAUCCAGAUCCAACUGAGUAUCUUUUCAUUUCUCUUGAACAAAAGAGAAAAGAUCAAACUAAACCUUACGAUGGUAAGAAAAUGGUCUGGGUACCCGACGAAAAGGAGUGUUACAUCCUGGGUAACAUCGCAUCGACCAAAGGUGAUAUUGUCACCGUCGAAUGUGGUAAAGGUGAUGAAAGACAAGUGAAAAAGGAUUUGCUUCAACAAGUAAAUCCACCCAAGUACGAGAAAUGUGAGGAUAUGUCCAAUCUUACAUAUCUUAACGAUGCUUCCGUCCUUCACAAUCUUAGGGAGCGAUACGUUGCCCAGCUUAUCUAUACUUAUUCUGGUCUUUUCUGUGUUGCUAUCAAUCCCUACAAACGAUUUCCCAUUUAUACUGGUCGAGUUAUCAAAAUGUACCAAGGCAAACGACGAAGUGAAAUGCCACCUCAUUUGUUUGCUAUUUGUGACGGUGCUUAUACCGACAUGUUGACAAACCGAGAAAAUCAAUCUAUGUUGAUUACCGGUGAAUCUGGUGCUGGUAAAACUGAAAACACGAAAAAGGUAAUUGCUUAUUUCGCCCAAGUUGGUGCAUCAAGCAAGAAGGAAGAAGCCAAAGACAAGAAAAAAGGUUCAUUGGAAGAUCAAAUUGUCCAAACUAAUCCCGUUCUUGAGGCCUACGGUAACGCUAAGACAGUUCGUAAUGACAACUCUUCUCGUUUCGGUAAAUUUAUUCGUAUUCACUUUGGUCCCAUGGGAAAACUGGCUGGUGGUGAUAUUGAGACAUGUAAAUCUAUUGGAAAGGCUCGUGUCAUCUCCCAACAAGCUGCUGAACGAUCAUACCACAUCUUUUACCAAAUCAUUUCCGGAUCCGUUCCUGGUGUAAAAGAAUUGUGUUUACUUAGUAACGAUGUUACCGACUACCAUUUCGUAGCUCAGGGUAAAACUACAAUUCCUGGAAUGGAUGAUGGAGUUGAAUUCAGUCUUACUGAUGAAGCUUUUGAUGUAUUGGGUUUCACUCUUGAGAAGCACAAUAUUUACAAGAUCACUGCAUCAGUUAUGCAUUUCGGUGAAUUGAAAUUCAAGCAAAGACCUCGAGAGGAACAAGCUGAGGCCGAUGGUACCGAAGAGGGUGAACGAGUUGCUCAUUUGUUGGGUCUUAAUGCCGCUGAUUUGUACAAGAAUCUGUGCAAACCACGAAUUAAGGUCGGUAAUGAGUUUGUCAACCAAGGUAAGAGUAAGGAUCAAGUAUCAUACUCUAUUGGUGCCUUGGCUAAGGCCAUGUUUGAUCGUCUCUUCAAAUGGAUGGUCAAGAAGAUCAAUGAAACUUUGGACACUAAGCAAAAGCGACAAUAUUUCAUUGGUGUACUUGAUAUUGCCGGUUUUGAAAUUUUCGAGUUUAAUGGGUUCGAGCAAAUUUGUAUUAACUUUACAAAUGAGAAACUUCAACAAUUUUUCAACCAUCACAUGUUCGUCCUCGAACAAGAAGAAUAUAAGAGAGAAGGUAUUGAUUGGGAAUUCAUCGAUUUUGGUAUGGACUUGCAAGCUUGUAUUGAGCUUAUCGAGAAGCCUAUGGGUAUUCUUUCAAUUUUAGAGGAAGAGAGUAUGUUCCCUAAGGCUAGUGACAAGACUUUCUUGGAUAAACUCAACACCAAUCAUCUUGGUAAAUCACCAAACUUCCAGAAGCCCAAACCACCAAAACCAGGUCAAGCUGAGGCUCAUUUCGCUUUGGUCCAUUAUGCUGGAACUGUACCUUACAAUAUCAGUGGAUGGCUUGAGAAAAAUAAGGAUCCUCUUAACGAUUGUGUCGUUGAUCAAUUGAAACAUGGUUCUAAUGCUCUUUUGGUAGAGAUUUUCUCUGAUCAUCCUGGUCUUGGUGCCGAUGAUUCAACUGCCGCUAAAGGUGCUGGUGGUAAAGCCGGUGGUGGACGUAAGAAGGGUUCUGGUUAAACUGUAUCUGGUUUAUACAGGGAACAACUUAAUAAGCUGAUGACUACCUUAAGAUCAACCCAACCUCAUUUUAUCCGGUGUAUCAUUCCCAAUGAAACUAAAACUCCAGGUUUCAUUGAUGCUCAUCUUGUUAUGCACCAGUUGACCUGUAACGGUGUACUUGAAGGUAUUCGUAUUUGUCGAAAAGGUUUCCCCAACAGGAUGAGUUACCCUGACUUCAAACAACGAUAUGCUAUUCUUGCUGCAACUGAAUUACCCAAGGGAUUUAUUGAUGCAAAAAUUGCAACAGAUAAAAUUCUGAAACACAUUAAUCUAGAUCAAGCUGAAUACCGAUUCGGAAACACUAAGAUCUUCUUCCGAGCCGGUAUUUUGGGUCGUCUCGAGGAGAUGAGAGAUGAGAGGUUAAGUAAAAUCAUUACAUGGCUUCAGGCUUGGUGUCGAUGGUGGUUUGUUAAGAAGACCUUCAAACGAUUACAAGAACAACGAAUUGCUUUACUUGUUAUCCAAAGGAAUCUACGUAAAUUCUUAACUCUACGAAAUUGGCUCUGGUGGAAAUUGUAUUCUAAGGUUAAGCCUUUGUUGACCAUGGCUAAGGUUGAAGACGAAAUCAAAGCCUUAGAAGAUAAAUUGAAGAAGGAGACUGAAGAAAAGGAGAAAGAAGCCAAACUUCGUAAAGAACUUGAAGUUCAAAAUGUUAAACUUUUACAAGAAAAGAAUGACCUUUUCCUUCAAUUGGAAUCCGAACGAUCUGGUGCUGGUGAUGUCGAGGAACGACUUCAAAAGACAAUGUCCCAAAAACACGAUUUGGAAGGACAAUUACAGGAAUUACAAGAUCGAUUAUCUCACGAGGAAGAUUCUCAUGCCCAGUUAUCUGGUACAAAGAAAAAGUUGGAAACUGAUAUCGCCCAUUUGAAGAAAGAGAUUGAAGAUCUUGAACUUUCUCUUCAAAAGGCUGAACAAGAUAAAGCCACCAAAGAUCACCAAAUUCGUAACCUUAACGAUGAGAUCGCUCAUCAAGAUGAGAUGAUCAACAAAUUGAACAAGGAAAAGAAACAUCUUCAAGAAUCUGUUCAGAAAACUUCUGAAGAUUUACAAGGUGCCGAAGAUAAGAUUAACCAUCUCAAUAAGGUUAAGGCUAAAUUAGAGCAAACCUUAGAUGAGUUGGAAGAUAAUCUUGAAAGGGAGAAGAAACUUCGAGCUGAUGUUGAGAAGAACAAACGAAAGAUUGAAUCUGACCUUAAAUUAGCUCAAGAAGCCGUUGCCGAUUUAGAGAAGAACAAGAAAGAAUUAGAAGGAGCCGUUCAACGAAAGGAAAAGGAAAUGGCCACAUUAUCCGCUAAACUCGAAGAUGAACAAUCCUUAGUCGCUAAACUUCAAAAACAACAGAAAGAAAUUCAGUCACGAAUUGAAGAGCUUGAAGAGGAGCUUGAAGCUGAACGACAAGCUCGAGCUAAGGGAAAACAACGAGCUGAUUUAGCCCGAGAGAUUGAAGAGUUAUCUGAACGUCUCGAAGAGGCCGGAGGAGCAACAACCUCACAAAUUGAACUUAACAAGAGACGUGAAGCUGAGCUUGCUAAGCUUAGACGCGAUCUUGAAGAGUCAAACCUUCAACAUGAACAAGCCAUGGCUGCCCUUAGAAAGAAACACAAUGAUGCUGUAGCUGAACUUUCAGAACAGCUCGACAAUGUAGUCAAGAUAAAGGCCAAAUUAGAGAAGGAGAGAGCAACUUUAGCCGCUGAGAAUCAAGAUCUUCAAGCCGUUGUUGACAAUUCCACUAAGAACCAGGCCAAUCUUGAGAAACAGAAUAAACAAAUAGAAAUGCAAUUAGGUGAAUUACAGCACAAGAUUGACGAACAGAACCGAACAUUAGGAGAUUUCGAUGCUUCCAAGAAGAAACUCGCCGUCGAAAAUGGUGAAUUACAACGACAAUUGGAAGAAGCCGAAUCACAGGUUAACCAACUUGGUAAAUUGAAGGCAUCACUCCAAUCACAACUCGAAGAAGCCAAGAGAACUGCCGAUGAAGAAAGUAGAGAACGAGCUGCAAUCAUGGGUAAAUUCAGAAACUUGGAACACGAUUUGGACGGAUUACGAGAACAAUUGGAAGAGGAAGCCGAGGGUAAAGCCGAUUUACAACGACAAUUAUCUAAGGCCAAUGCUGAGAUUACCGCUUGGAGAACCAAAUUUGAAUCUGAAGGUUUGGCUCGAUUGGAGGAAUUGGAAGAAUCUAAGAAGAAGUUACAAAUUAAAUUACAAGAAUCAGAGGAACAUAUCGAACAACUUAAUGCCAAAUGUUCAGGCUUGGAGAAGACUAAACAACGACUCCAAGGUGAAAUCGAAGACAUGUCAAUCGAAGUUGAAAAGGCCAAUUCAUUGGCUGCUUCUCUUGAGAAGAAACAGAAACACUUCGAUAAGAUUGUCGCUGACUGGAAACACAAGGUUGACGAUUUGGCUGCUGAAUUAGAUGCUUCACAGAAAGAAUGUAGAAACUAUUCAACCGAAUUAUUUAAACUUCGAGCCUUAUACGAGGAAUCACAAGAACAUUAUGAAGCCGUUAAGAGGGAGAACAAGAACCUUCAAGAUGAGAUUAAGGAUCUUAUGGACCAAUUAGGUGAAGGUGGACGAUCAGUUCAUGAGCUUGAGAAGAUGAGGAAGAGACUUGAAAUGGAGAAGGAAGAAUUACAAGCUGCUUUGGAAGAAGCUGAAGCUGCUUUGGAACAAGAAGAGAAUAAGGUUCUUCGAGCUCAACUUGAAUUAUCUCAAGUUCGACAAGAAAUUGACCGACGUCUCCAAGAGAAGGAGGAAGAAUUUGAGAAUACACGAAAGAACCAUCAACGAGCCCUCGAUUCAAUGCAAGCAUCUGAGGCUGAAGCCAGAGGUAAGGCUGAGGCACUUAGGAUGAAGAAGAAGCUUGAAUCUGAUAUCAAUGAACUUGAGAUCGCUUUGGACCAUGCCAAUAAGGCCAAUGCUGAGGCUCAAAAGACUAUUAAGAAAUAUCAACAAAUGAUCAAAGAUCUUCAAACAUCAUUGGAAGAGGAACAAAGAGCUCGAGAUGAAGCUCGAGAGCAAUACGCCAUGGCUGAGAGACGAUGCAAUGCCCUUCAUGGAGAGCUUGAAGAGUCUCGACAGCUUCUUGAACAAGCUGACCGAGCUCGACGAAACGCUGAACAAGAGAACGGUGAACUUCAUGAAGCUAACAAUGAAUUGUCCGCUCAAAAUGCAUCACUUUCAAUGGCCAAGAGGAAAUUGGAAGGAGAAAUGCAAGCCUUACAAGCCGAUCUUGACGAAAUGUUGAAUGAGGCUAAACAGUCAGAAGAAAAGGCUAAGAAGGCAAUGGUUGAUGCCGCUCGAUUGGCUGAUGAGUUACGAGCUGAACAAGAGCACGCUCAACAACAAGAGAAGAUGAGGAAAGCAAUGGAACAACAAAUCAAGGAAUUACAAGUUCGACUUGAUGAAGCUGAACAAGCUGCUCUUAAGGGAGGUAAGAAGGUUAUCCAGAAAUUGGAACAAAAGGUUCGAGAAUUGGAACAAGAGCUUGAAUCUGAGCAAAGAAGGCACGGUGAUGCUGCUAAGAACUUACGAAAGGCUGAAAGACGCCUUAAGGAACUUCAAUUCCAAUCAGAGGAAGAUCGUAAGAACCAAGAGCGAAUGCAAGAUCUGGUUGAUAAACUUCAACAAAAGAUUAAGACCUACAAGAGACAAAUUGAAGAAGCUGAAGAAAUUGCUGCCCUUAACUUGGCUAAAUUCCGAAAAGUUCAACAAGAAUUGGAAGAUGCUGAGGAACGAGCUGACAUGGCAGAAAAUGCUUUAGCUAAAUUGAGAGCGAGAAACCGAAGCUCUGCUUCAGCUAGUCGAGCCAUGAGUCCAGGACCUGGACUUCCAAAGGCACGGGCUCAGCAACAUGCAGACUAAAUUCCAUAAGAUUCAGGAUGGUCAUUUGCGAACUACAAAAGGACAUUCUGACCUUUUUCCACCUCUUUCUCUCUCACCACAACCAUCACCACAAAGAUCAACAACAACAACAACAACAACAACAACAAUAACAACAACAACCUCCCAUCAACAGCACCUCAGAUCGGAAAACAAUAAUAAUACAACAAGAAGACACACCGAAGCCAAAGAGAAAUUUAAAUUUACAUGAAAAUCCUGAGGUUCGCUGAAAAUUCAUAUUGGCCCAUUUUUUUCUCUCUCUCUUUCUCUCUAUCUCUCUUUUUCCACCCAAAACUGCUCAACCUUAUUCUGAUCAUGAUUAAGAUCUAAUUAGAGUAAACAAUCAACUUGCAAUCACAGUAACAACAACAACACAAACAACAACAACAACAGCAACAACAACGACAACAACAACAACGACGACAGCAACAAAAAAUUUACACCAACGAUAAUUAGUAAAUUGAAAACAUCGAGCAAGUUGUAAUUGAUUUAGAUUUUUAAUUGAUUGAUCAUUUUAUUUGAAAAUCAUCUUUUAAUUUAUUUGUGUCUCUUAUAUUUAAUAAUCAAAUUACAAUCGAUCAUUAUAAAAAAAAAACAAAACAAUUAAGAUCAAGAUUUUAUGGUGAACCAAAUUGAUUAAUAACAAUUGUAACUUUUGUCUGAAUUUGGAGGCUGAGUGUUAAUCGGUUAAUCCGAUUGGCAAAAUAUUUAAAAAAAAAAUUACAAAAUAAAACAUGAAGCAUUUUAGUGCAAUAUAA